AAUAAAAUGGAUAAUCGUGCAAUCGAAAAUAAUAUUGUGGCAGAAUUGUACUUCCUUAUUUCGAAAUUUCUGGCAAAUGGACCAUUUAAGCAUGUUGGCGAGGUUCUUAUUGCUGAAAUUGAAAAACAGAAGAUAUUGCCACCGCGAAUAGACUGGGAAGGUACAUCACAUGAACAGACAUACAGUGAAUUGGAACGAAAAUAUGCUCACAUCGGACCAAAUCAUUUGCUUGAGGUAUGCGCCAGAAUCACAACACUCUUGGAGAAGCAGAUUCCGCCGAGUGUGGCCGGCAUUCAUACAUUAUUGGGUGCUGGUCGUCAGAGUGUUUUGAGAUCAGACGAAAAUUGCUCGAGGCAAAAAUCGUUAGUCGACUACUGUACACGAAUGCAUUCGAUGCCGUUACUCGAUUCAAACCGAAAAUUGACACAUAAUCUAGUUAAAGUUUUGUACGGACGUGAAUCGUCUGGACCAUGCACUCGAAAAUUAGCAAUAACAAAUCAGUUUUAUAGUAAAGCACAGUUACAACGCCGAACGCUGGGUCAUUUGUCAGCUGUGUACUGUGUCUUAUUCGAUCGAACCGGAAAAUACAUAAUAACCGGUGCCGAUGAUCUACUCGUCAAAGUAUGGAGUGCAAUUGAUGGUCGACUAUUGUGCACAUUUCGUGGUGCAUCGGCCGAAAUUACAGACAUUGCUGUGAAUUUGGAUAAUACUCUGUUGGCAGCCGGUUCAUUGGAUCACAUUGUACGUGUAUGGGAUAUGCAAACAGCAAGUCCGGUUGCCGUUCUUUGCAGUCACACCGGUCGAAUAACAUCGGUCAAUUUUUGUCCAUCGCCAAAGGAUUAUCAAAAAUAUCUCGUCACAACAAGUACAGACGGUUCAGUUGCAUUUUUUCAAUACACCACAUCACGAGAUGGAAAAGUACAAUUUGCAUCAAAACCAACACAAUAUCAUGAAAAAAUGCGGCCGGGUCAGGCGCAAAUGAUUUAUGCUGCCUUUUCACCAGGAGGUCACUUUUUGGCGGCCGGUUCAGCCGAUCACAAUGUACGCGUUUACCAAAUGGCUGACGAAGGGCCAAAACGAAUUUUAGAGGUCGAAGCACACAGUGACACAGUCGAUUCAAUUCAAUGGGCACACAAUAGUCUCCGUUUCGUAUCUGGCAGCAAAGAUGGCACGGCACUUGUAUGGCAUUUUGAGACCCAAGAUUGGAAAUCAAUGCGAUUGGAAAUGACAAAAAAAUUGCCCACAUGCCCAGCAACAAUUUCCACAGAGAAAGAUAAAAAGCUAAGCGUUACAAUGGUCGGAUGGGAUUUAACUGAUCAAUAUGUUAUCACUGCGGUUAAUGAUUAUACGAUAAAAGUGUGGAAUGCGGAUACUGGACAAUUGCAUCGCGUAAUGCGUGGCCACACCGAUGAAUUGUACGUGUUGGAAUCUCACCCGAAAGAUCCGCACAUUUUGUUAUCGGCCGGACAUGAUGGAAAGUUAUUCAUAUGGGAUGUAAAAGAAGGUGUAUCGCUUGCCAAUUUUUCCAAUUUAAUCGAUGGCCAAGGACAUGGUGGCCUGUAUGACGCAAAAUGGUCACCGGAUGGUACGAUAAUUGCAGCAACCGACUCACAUGGCCAUGUGUUGAUGUAUGGUUUUGGUGAUGGGCACAAAAGACUGAAGGAGUUACCGCCCGAAUUGUUCUUCCACACGGAUUAUCGACCUCUCAUUCGUGAUAGUAAUCACUUUGUGUUGGAUGAACAAACACAAACAGCUCCACAUCUGAUGCCACCACCGUUUUUAGUUGAUGUCGACGGCAAUCCGUAUCCACCAAUUAUGCAAAAACUAGUUCCAGGCCGUGAAAGUUGUACCGCCGAUCAACUCGUACCGAAUAUUUCCGUUGGACCGGAGGGUAUUGAAGUGGUGGAAGGAAAUGCAGUUUCACACAUUGAUCGUCUGAUUGCAGCAUUGGCAAAUCGUCAAGGUGCCGGUGGAAUGGCUGACGUUGGAACUGAACGAAACGGCAAUGUUGACAAUCAAAUUCGUGGAGGAAAUGUCGGCGGUGCCUUUCAACAAGGUAUAGCACCAGCUGAAGCAGCAGCAGCUGCUGCACAAAAUCGAUUAAACGCUCCAAACGCAGCAAAUGCUGGUCAAAAUGCUGAUCGCUUGAAUCUAAAUCGACUUCCAGCUCGACGUGAAGAAGAAGGCAUUCGACGAACAGUUGGCAAUUGGGAAAGUGGAAUACAAUCCAUCAAAUGGCUACGACGAAUGUAUAUACGACCAAUGCCAAUAUCACGUAUUAAAAUGCUACGCACUACCGUCUACGAAGCUGGUCUCCAAGAAAUGGAUCAUUAUCGAAAAGAGUUGCGCCGAAAACCGAUUAUGAUUAGUACAUCGAAUCCAAAUUCAUCGGCCGUAUCGCGUGGUCCAAUUCAUGUACGUGGCCGUCGAAUUGUUGGUCGUACACGCAGUGCCAAUACAUUACAAGUCAAUGGAUAUCAAGCAGUAAAUCGUGCUGCAACGUAUCGUACGCGUGCGGUUAGAGAACGUGAACAACAACAGGAUGUUGAUGAUGAUGACGAUGAUGAUCAUAGUGCAACGAGUGUUUCAAGUGAUUCAAGUGAUGGAACAUUGGCAGAAGAUCAAUUAUCAUCAAGUUCGGAUAGUAGCGAUUCACAAAGUUCAGCCUAUUCAGACUGGGUGAAUCCGGAUGCUGAACAAGCAACACUUGUGCCACCGAAACGAUCGCGACGCAAACGUGUCAAACCACGUUCAUAUUCGCCAAGCGAAGGGCCAAGCAAUCAAACUGCUGGUCGCGUGGCUGGCAGACGAAAUUUACCAAUUGGUGAUAACAAUGAAAUUCCUGAGAUUUAUCGGCCACCAGAGUGGCUGUCCGAAGUUAUACCACGCAAAGCACCAUACUAUCCUCAAAUGGGCGAUGAAGUUGUUUAUUUCCGUCAAGGCCAUAAAUGUUAUCUUGAAGCUGUGCAACAUAAAAAUGUUUACAAAAAUGUCGGCGCCGAACCGUGGGCUCGUUUGGAUUUACGUGACUUUGAAUUUGUCAAAGUGAUUGGAAUCAAAUAUGAAAUACGACCGCCACGACUUUGUUGCUUAAAACUGGCACUGAUGAACAAUGAUGGAACGUUGAAAAAUCAACGAUUCACCAUAAAAUAUCACGAUAUGGCAGAUGUUUUGGAUUUCCUUGUAUUGAAACAGACAUAUGAUACGGCCGUGAAUCGAUUGUGGGCAACUGGAGAUCGUUUUCGUUGUAUGAUCGAUGACGGUUGGUGGAUGGGUCAAAUCACAAGUCGUGUACCGUACUCGGAAGAAUUUCCCGAUUCGUUGUUUAUGUGUUUCCAAAUUCGAUGGGAUAGCGGCGAAACGGAACGAAUGAGCCCAUGGGAUAUGGAACCAAUUGAUAAUAGUAGAUUACCGAAUGAAGUAGGUGGCGUUGUUCAGGUUUUAGCCGAAGAAUUACAAAUGAUGUUGUAUCAACCGACUAGUGAAGAAUGGCCGCGUGGAGAUCGAGAUGGCACCUGUCGUCGCAUCGUUGCGGGCUUAGAAGAAGUGAUGGGCUUGGCAAUAGCCGAUCCAUUUUUGGUACCUGUUGAUUUAAACAUUUAUCCAACGUACGCAUUUGUUGUUGAAUAUCCAAUUGAUUUGACUACGAUCAAAGCAAGGUUCGAAAAUCAUUUCUAUCGACGCAUCGCAUCUGCACAAUUUGACGUUCGAUAUUUGGCCACGAAUGCCGAACAAUUCAAUCAAAGCGACAGUCACAUCGUUAAAAAUGCACGAAUCAUCACCGAUCUAUGUUUACGAAUUAUACAGGCUCCAGAUAUCGAUGUAAAUGCAGUAUACCAUCAACUAAUGGCUACAUAUACAUCCGAUUCGGAGGAUAAUCAACAACCAGGCACAAGCACUGGCAGCAUAACACCAGCUGGCCGAAGACGAUCACGCAGAGGCGCAGCUCUCAAUAGCAGCGGAAGUAGUGGUAGUGGUGAUUGGCGAGAUAAAUGCCGGCAAGUUUUGGAAAUUAUUUGGAAUCAUGAUGAUUCCGUUCCGUUCCGAGAACCGGUCGACACAAUUGAUCAUCCAGACUACUUACAAAUCAUUGACUCGCCAAUGGAUUUGAGAACGGUCAAAGAAGAAUUAUUGAUUGGCAGUUAUCAAUCUAAAUCGGAAUUCUUGAAAGAUGUACGCAUGAUUUUCUCCAACUCACGACUAUAUAACACCAACACUCGAUCCAGAAUUUAUUCCAUGACAUUGCGAUUGAGUAAUUUGUUCGAAGAGCAAAUGAAAAAGAUUUUCAAACGUUCUUCGUUGAAUCGAGCGGCUCGCGUUCGAAAUGAACGUCGUAGAAAUGGCGGUGCAUCAACGUCAUAUGCACAUACAAAUGGUGGUCCAAGCACCUCACGUCAAUACACUCGUGUACGUCGUCAUAUAAGCGAUGAAGAUGAAGAUGUUGAUGUAAUGAAUGGCGAGACGCCAUCCAAUAGUACUGGUCGACCAAUGCGACAGAUUCGUGCACGACAAUCGAAUCAUGCGCCGAAUGGUGUUACAUCAUCGCAAACGGAAGCGGGCCCAAGUGGAUAUCGCAUCAAACGAACCCGUCGUUUCGAAAGUGACAAUGAAGACGAACCUAGUAGCGAACCUAGUAGCGAAAGUGAAUCGGAAAAUGAGUCGGAAAACUAUGAUCCAACUGAACCAAAGAGCAGUCGUAGAUCAUCGAAAAAGAAACAUCGACGAACAAAUGGAACGUCAACAUCAACGUCUAGCAAACGGCCGCGACGUCUCAUAUUACACGAAUCGUCCGAUGAAGAACCGGCCGAAGAUGAUGAACCAACGGUGCCAGUUAAUAGUCAAAAUAGUAAACGAUCAAGAGGUCGACCGAGAAAAAAUCAAAAAAAUCAAAUCAGCGACGAUGAAAGUGAAAACGAAGAAAAUGAGUCAGAAGCCGGAGAGGAUGAUGUUGAAGUGAACGAAGACGAUGAAAGUGAAAACGAAGACGAGGUGGAUGGUGAAGAUGAGCAAAGUGAUGACGAAGAAGAUGCUCAACAGGAUAGCUAUCGACCGACACGAACACCAAAACCAAGACAAUCACCAGUUCGAUCGACAAGAAGUAGUAAUCGACGGCAACAAUCCGACGAUUCGGACACACCGUUGCUACCGUCACGGCGUACAACAUCAAAACGUGUUCAAGACGAUGAUAGCUUUGAUGAUCCGGAAGUUACAACAUCAAGUCGUCGCAAUGUUGUAGGAAAUACACAUGACAAUCGCACACGAUUACGGCGACAAAUUUUACCAGAUGGUGCUGUGCAUGAAGAUACACCAAGACCAAUUCGAUCAACACGUCACAAUUCUAGUCGAAAUAAUGGUACGAUAAAUCAAGAUUCCGACGACGAUGAUGAUAGUGAUGAUGAUCAACUCCUUAGUCAAAUUGUUGCGAGUCAAAGUCGAUCAAAGCGAAGCCCACGCGGUUUAAGUCCACGUUCAGUCACUGCGACAGUACCAACAACCGAAUUUGUUGAUACCACGUCGCCGGUUCAACAGAAUGGUAGCCCAAUACCACGCACACGUGAAAUGAUUCGACGCAAACAAAUGACCGUAUCAACUAGCAGCACAUCCACUACAGUAGCAUCAAGUCACAGUUAUCAUAGUGUAACACGUUCCACAACUGUAGAGUCAACAUCACAGAUUGAAAUACGAAGAAAUCAGGUACAAGAAGACCAUAAUUAUGGUGAACCGGGUCCUUCGACACUUCGUCAUUCACGGCGAAUAAAUCAAAUGUCACGGUUACAACGAAGUCCCGACGAACAUGAUAAAUCACAUGUAAGCAACACUGAAACUCCAGUCGAUCCUCUGCGAAUACCCGAGAGUAUAUCUGGUCGUUUGCGGAAUCGAACGCCCAAAAGUAAUACAAAUGCUGACAAUGAAAGUGAUCCAGACGAUGAUAAGCCGUUGCAUUUAAUGGUCACUGAAUCGCCGACACGUAGUCGACCAAGCCGACAUUUGACACGAUAUUCUGAUGAACAUAUUAGCCAAACACCGCCAACUGGUGCAUCGAGUGCAACAGCAUCCUCAUCCACACGAAGUUGUCGAUCACAAAAACGGCCACACUAUAAUGAGGAAUCCGAAGAAGAUGAUAACCAUCGAACAAAACGACAAGCAACACAGGGCCGGACCACAUGGAAUAGUUCGGGUACAGGUAAUCCACGACGUGAGGUGAACAAAACGUAUUAUGGAGAUGAAACAUCAAACAGUGAUUUCGAUGAUGAGGAUGAAGAAGCCGAAGAGCAAAUCAGUAUCAGUAGCAGAGGACGAGUGCGUAAAAUAUCGUCAAAGGUGCGUGGAUAUUUCCGCGAAUAAAUGCUUAUUAUUACGAUAACUUGAAACGUUUGAAGCAAUGUAGAAAUGAUGCACAUAAAUAAUUCUUUAAAUAGUCUGUAAUAUAUUACGAACAAGUUUAUUUCGUAAAUUGACGACGACAGCAACAGCAACAGCAAAAAUAAAUUCAAAUCGUAUUUUUCCACAAUGACAAGGCGAUGUGUACCUCAACCAUAAACAUUACAUAGAUCUAAGAAGCCACGAUGACUUAUAACAUAAACUGCCUUCGCUUGGUUUCAUAUAGUUUUUCUUUCUAUCUUUCUUUCUAUUCUUCACUUCAAUGAAAGACCUUUUUCAAUUUUUUUUUGAAAUGUUUUUGUUGUUAUAAUAAUGCGGUGCUUCAAGUAGUUAAAAUUGGGCGCGGAAAUUCAAUUAACAUAUUUGAAUCUAUAUCUUGAAAAUAAUAGCC
This is a messenger RNA of Contarinia nasturtii (swede midge), 6772 nucleotides long. It is a transcript of the gene BRWD3, whose product is annotated as bromodomain and WD repeat-containing protein 3. The transcript is spliced from 15 exons. Bases 7 to 6345 code for a protein of 2112 amino acids. The record is from RefSeq and is a predicted model, not a curated record. Lineage: Eukaryota; Metazoa; Arthropoda; Insecta; Diptera; Cecidomyiidae. Gene Ontology annotation, molecular function: protein binding. Gene Ontology annotation, biological process: regulation of cell shape; cytoskeleton organization; regulation of transcription by RNA polymerase II. Gene Ontology annotation, cellular component: nucleus.